Molecule: messenger RNA, 1526 nt
Organism: Chelmon rostratus (copperband butterflyfish)
Lineage: Eukaryota; Metazoa; Chordata; Actinopteri; Chaetodontiformes; Chaetodontidae
Gene: psat1
Product: phosphoserine aminotransferase 1
Exons: 9
Coding region: 108-1214 (368 amino acids)
Biological process (GO): L-serine biosynthetic process
Cellular component (GO): cytoplasm
Molecular function (GO): pyridoxal phosphate binding; O-phospho-L-serine:2-oxoglutarate transaminase activity
Source: RefSeq, a predicted model, not a curated record
UCAUCCACACCGCCGAGCAGGCGAGCAGAGGAGCAGCCGAGGCUCAGCACGACGAUCAUCCACAUCGCUGAAUCAAAGGCAGGACACACACGAACUCAUUUAACAUCAUGGAGCAGAAACAAACCAUCAACUUCGGCGCCGGACCUGCAAAACUCCCCCAGUCCGUGCUGCUUCAGGCACAGAAGGAGUUCCUCGACUACAGCGGCAUUGGUAUUAGUGUCCUCGAGAUGAGCCACCGAUCAUCAGACUUCAGCAAAAUCAUCAACAAAACAGGGAGUCUGCUGCGAGAGUUGCUAAACAUCCCAGACAACUACAAGGUGAUGUUUCUGCAGGGCGGCGGGUCUGGACAGUUCAGCGCUGUUGCUCUCAACCUGAUCGGCCUUAAGGAGGACAGGUGCGCCGAUUACCUGGUGACCGGCACAUGGUCAGCCAAAGCUGCGAAGGAAGCGGAGAAGUACGGCAAAGUCAACAUCGUCCACCCGAAGCUGGAUUCUUACACGAAAAUCCCCGACUCCAGCAGCUGGACCCUGAACCCCUCAGCCUCCUACGUGUACUACUGCUGCAACGAGACGGUCCACGGCGUCGAGUACAACUUCGUACCUGAAACAAACGGGGUGGUCCUUGUCAGCGACAUGUCCUCCAACUUCCUGUCCAGGCCGGUGGAUGUUUCCAAGUUUGGGCUGAUUUUCGCCGGGGCUCAGAAGAACGUGGGCUGUGCCGGGGUAACUGUGGUCAUCGUGCGGGAGGACUUGUUAGGCCACGCUCUCAAAGAGUGUCCCAUCGUCCUGGACUACCAGGUGCAGGCUGACAUGAACUCCCUCUACAACACGCCGCCGUGUUUCAGUAUCUACAUCAUGGGUCUGGUUCUGGAGUGGAUUAAGAACAACGGCGGCAGCGCUGCCAUGGAGAAGCUCAACGAGCAGAAGUCCUCCAUGAUCUACAGCAUCAUCAACGCUUCUAAUGGUUUCUACGUGUGUCCUGUUGACGAGACUUGUAGAAGCCGCAUGAAUGUGCCGUUCAGAGUGGGGAAGAAAGAGGGAAAUGAGGACUUGGAGAAGAAGUUCCUGGACGGCGCGUCCAAACGCGGGAUGAUAUCGCUGAAAGGACACAGGUCAGUUGGAGGAAUUCGUGCAUCUCUGUACAACGCUGUGACGCUGGAGGACACUGAAGCUCUGGCCGCCUACAUGAAAGAAUUCCAGAAAGAGCACCAGUAAAUCAGACCCUACUAAAAGUCAGCUGAUGUCACACAGUGGCCUUUCUUCACUCCAGUAUGGUUAAAAAAAAAAACCCUCUUGUUUACCUCUAGUGGAGAUCCAUGUUGGAUCCAGAAGGUGCACCUUUAGACGCUCAUUCCUUGUUCCUAAGAUGCGUUAACCACUGCUGUUCCCACUAUUGUCUUGAUUACAUCUGCAUCUCAUAGAAUUACAGUUUUAAGUUUGUUGACUGACAGUGUCUUUGAUGUACAUACUGUAGGUAAAUCUUUUUACUUGUUCAAAAUAUAUUUACAUUCCAGUAAAAUUAACUUG